AUGCUCUUUCAAUCACGAGACGGGCCCAUCCCGGCAUCUUGGGCCUGGAAGAAAAUGAUGCGAUUCGUCGUCAUAUUCCUUGCUGUCGCAGGAUUUGCCUUCAUCUUAUGGCCGUCUUCCAGUACCCAGGUCUCCCCAAUGCACGCUCAGCCCAACAUAACCAUAUCCUCGGACGUGAAGUGCGACCCUGACGUCAACGUACUGCGGAAACUAGAAGUCAUCAGAUUAGCCAAAUAUACCCGCCGGGAGGUAGUCGCGGAAUUCUCCGCAGAUGACUUGCCCAUGACGCAGCAAGUCAACUUGCCCUUGUUGAACGUGCAGUAUACCGAAUCCAGUCCGAAUGGGAUUGACGGGGUGCAGGACGGCUGCUCGGUUGCCACUCCCUUGACUGUUCAGGUCCCGAAACCCCCAAAAGUUCCGAACGCAUCGCACAUCGACUUUGGAGUCGCUACUACCGUAUCACGGCUAAAUGAGUCCCUGGAUCAGUUUGCGCACUGGGCUGGGUACACACGCACACGAAUAUUCGCGUUGAUCGAGCCCGAUGAGUCGGGUGGUGAGGCAGUUGAGGAGGUUCGGGCUAAGGCGGACGCGCUAGGAGUCAAUCUCCAGAUCACCGAAGCCGAGGACGACUACCUGCAUCGUUACUUUGCGUUGAUCCCUUUGUUGGAGGCAAACUUGCGCAAUAUGACAAGGUGGGCCUGUAUCAUCGACGACGACACAUUCUUCCCCUCGAUGCCGGCGCUGGUAGAUGCGCUCGGCGCCUACGACCACACCAAGCCCAUGUACAUCGGUGGACUCUCGGAGGGUGUUCCGCAGAUUGCAGCAUUCGGCUUAAUCGCAUUUGGAGGCGCAGGCGUCUUCCUUUCACGACCACUGCUGACCGAAUUGACCGGCGUCUACGACGAUUGCGAGCGAAUGACCUUCACCGGUGAUCGUCGCAUCGCGCAAUGUGUCUACCAAUACACCAACACCCGGAUGACAGUGGACCACCGUUUCCACCAGCUUGACCUGAUGAGGGAUGCCUCCGGCUUCUUUGAGUCCGGUCGCGAGCUUCCGCUCUCCGUGCACCACUGGAAAUCCUGGUUCCAGGCCAACAUCCCCGCGCUCAGCGUCAUCUCCGACCUGUGCGGACCCACCUGUCUGCUUCGUCGAUAUAAAUUCAGCGACGACUGGAUUCUGACCAAUGGAUUCUCUGUCGUUCAUUACGGCUGGGAGCCAUCAUCGAAUGACCUCACUAUGGAAAUGACAUGGGAACCGCACAACGGUGCCAACACCGAUUCCUACCUCCAUGAGCUCGGCCCAUUACGCCCCAAAGAUGAUGAGAAGAUCAGCUACCUACUCUCCGAUUCUGUUGCUGAUGAGAACGGCCGCGUCACACAAUGGUAUAUCAAACGUGACUUCGGGGGCGAUGAGAUCCUGGAGCUCUCAUGGCGGAAACAGUAG
Messenger RNA from Penicillium odoratum, 1443 nucleotides. Its product is annotated as glycosyltransferase family 31 protein. Gene Ontology annotation, molecular function: acetylglucosaminyltransferase activity. The transcript has a single exon. Bases 1 to 1443 code for a protein of 480 amino acids. Gene Ontology annotation, cellular component: membrane. The record is from RefSeq and is a predicted model, not a curated record. Lineage: Eukaryota; Fungi; Ascomycota; Eurotiomycetes; Eurotiales; Aspergillaceae.